This is a messenger RNA of Gadus chalcogrammus (walleye pollock), 3174 nucleotides long. RefSeq names its product PR domain containing 4 (gene prdm4). Bases 370 to 3174 code for a protein of 934 amino acids. Gene Ontology annotation, biological process: cell fate commitment; regulation of transcription by RNA polymerase II. Lineage: Eukaryota; Metazoa; Chordata; Actinopteri; Gadiformes; Gadidae. Gene Ontology annotation, molecular function: histone deacetylase binding; RNA polymerase II cis-regulatory region sequence-specific DNA binding; DNA-binding transcription factor activity, RNA polymerase II-specific. The record is from RefSeq and is a predicted model, not a curated record. The transcript has 12 exons. Gene Ontology annotation, cellular component: nucleus; cytoplasm.
UGCGCAUGCUCAGUGUAGUGUUCGGGAAGGCAUCCUUGGGGUUUGUUUUCAUUUCCUUGGAAUUGGCUUUUCAAGUAAUGGCGAAAUGCUUCUUCGAUCCACACAGAGUUGUGCCUCUCACAAAAGGUCGGUUACAAUAGCUCAGCGAACCCAGCCCACGAUGCUUACGACCACUUUAAACGGUGUGUUUAGCCACCGAGGCUAACAUUAGCCACACUGCAACACUGAACGAUAACAAGAGUUGGAUGGUCUGUGAUCGUAAUAUUGGCAAUUUUUUUGCUGUUCUACUUCAACGCGGCCAUGCAGACUCGUCGUUCGGCGUUACGUCGUAGAUGACCUGGUAGAACAUGGACAACAAUUGAAUACAGGAUGAACGACAUGAACCUGAGUCCUGUGGGCAUGGACCAGCUGAGUGUGACCUCCGUGAGUGCCAGCCACCUGGGUCUGCCCAACUCGCCCACACACAACCCCAUCCCUGCUCCGGGCAUGUCUGUGACCAUCCCCAGCCUGGGUCCUUCGCUGGGGUCCUUGCCCUCGGCCCUGUCCCUCAUGGUGCCCAUGGGUUCCCUUGGCGACGGGAGGGGGGUGAUGUGCGGCUUGCCCGACAGGAAUUACUCCCUGCCGCCCCCUCCGUACCCCCAUCUAGAGAGCACCUACUUCAGACACCUGCUACCGGGGAUCCUGUCCUACCUGGCCGACCGCCCCCCCCCCCAGUACAUCCACCCCAGCAGCCUCAACAUGGACGGCACCCUCUCCGUCCCGGGCAGCAACCCCUCCGGCCUGGACCCCUACAGCGGCCCCGGGGGGCCCCUGGAGCAGGGCCUGGGGUCCCUUGACGCGCGGCAGGUCGGCGGGCAGCCGGACGUCCUGCACCCGGGCGGACCCCACGAGCUGGACCCGGCGGGGCUGGCCAUGGAGUCGCGCGUCAGCAGCCCCCUGUCCCCCGACCGCAUGGGGGAGGAGCUGGCCCCCAUGGAGGGGGUGGGGGUGGGCUCGGUGACGGACGGCCAGCAGCUGGGCGGGGGCGGGGGAGGAGGGGGAGGAGGAGGAGGAGGGGGAGGAGGGGUGGACCCCUCGUCCGGCGGGGGCAUGCCGCUGCACGGACCCCCCGUGCUGGAGCUGUCGGUGGGCAUGGAGCCGGAGCACAUGGGGCGGCGGGCGGGGGGCGGCGGCGGCGGCGGCGGGGAGAUGAACCCGGGGGUGGUCAGCGUGGUGCUGGCGGGCUCCAUGGAGUCGGUGUCCCUCCACGGGCACCCGGGCAUGGGGCUGGAGGUGGUGAACGUGUCCCCCAUCACGGCCGAGGUCACCCUGGGGCCGGAGAACAACCUGGUGCUGGUCAACUCCAGCCUGCAGCUGGAGGACGCCACGUCCAACAAGGAGAACCUGGUCACCGCCUACACCAUCUGGUGCACGCUCUGCGAGCGCUCGUACACGUCGGACUGCCCCGAGCACGGCCCCGUGACCUUCAUCCCAGACACGCCCAUCCAGAGUCGGGCCCGCCUCUCUCUGCCGCACCCCCUCUGCCUACGGAUCUCCGUCGCUGACGAGCCCCUAGGAGUGUUCGCACGGGACACGCACAUCAUUCCCCAGAGGACCUGCUUCGGGCCUUUGGUGGGACAGCAUUGUAGUAACAUGGAUCUCUCUGAUUGGCCGGAGAAGGACACGCCUCAGAUCUGGAAGAUGUACCACAACAAUGUUCUGGAGUUCUGCAUCGUCACAACAGACGAGAACGAGUGCAACUGGAUGAUGUUUGUCCGCAAGGCGAGGACGCGAGAGGAGCAGAACUUGGUGGCCUACCCGGCCAACGGUAAGCUGUUCUUCUGCACCACCACAGAGAUCCACCCGGACCAGGAACUGCUCUUCUACUACAGCCGCGACUACUGCCGGCUCCUGGGCGCUCCCAGGGUCCCAGAGGGGCAGAUUUGCCAGUGUGGCAAAGAGUGCUCCUCCUUCACCGAGCUCAAGUCUCACGUCAGCGACCACAACCCCCACCCCCACCCUCACCCCCACCACCAACACCACCACCACCACCCCCACCACAACGGCCACGGUCACCCCCCCCUCGACCACAGCCCCUCACAGCAAGACCACCCUCAUCAGCAGGAGCAGCAAGCCCAGCAGCAAGGUCAACAACAACAACAACAACAACAACAACAGCAAGAAGGUCACCAUGACGACAAACUGACCAAUGGGAACUCUAGCACGUCCUCGUCCCCGUGGGGCUGUCACAGCCAUACCAACAACAACAACAACAACAACAUUAACCACAACAACAAUGGCGACAGCAACGACAUCAUCAGCAAUGGCGACGCCCACGCCAACUCGUCCAAUCCCAACGCGGCGCCCCCCCGGGCCAAGGCGGGGGGGCGGGGCCACGGCGUCCGCGAGAAGAAGUUCAAGUGCAGCAUGUGCUCGCGGGCCUUCAUCACGUCCACCAAGCUCAACGUGCACUUCAUGGGCCACGUGGGCAUGAAGCCGCACAAGUGCGAGUACUGCAGCAAGGCGUUCAGUGACCCCAGUAACCUUCGGAUGCACCUCAAGAUCCACACGGGUCAGAAGAACUACCGGUGCACGGUGUGUGAGAAGUCCUUCACCCAGAAGUCCCACGUGGAGUCCCACAUGCUCAUCCACCAGGCCGGCGAGAAGCUCAAGUGCGGCCUGUGUGACCGCGCCUUCAUCAGGAAGCACGACCUGCGCACACACAUGUUCUACCACACCAACGAGCGUCACAUCCAGUGCCCCAAGUGCGACAAGCACUUCCUGAAGACCAACCACCUGAAGAAGCACAUGAACUCCCACGAGGGCCGCAGGGACUUUGUCUGCGAGAAGUGCCACAAGGCCUUCCUCACCAAGUAUCACCUCACACGGCACCUCAAGAUCUGCAAGGGGCCCAAGGUGGAGAGAGCCUCGCGGAAAGGACGGGGGGAGGAAGAGGAGGAGGAGGAGGAUGAAGAGGACGAGGAGGAGGAGGAGGAGGAAGGAGAAGAAGAAGAGGACGAGGAGGAGGGGGAGGGAGAGGAGAUGGAAGAGGAAGACGAGAGGGGGGAUGGUAGGGAAAGAAGGAGGACGAGUAGAAGGGGAGGAGGAGGAAGAAGUUCCGAGAGACUUAUCGAUCCAGCCCAAAAUGAAGACUGUGACUAUGGUUCGGAAAAGCCCCUGUCGCCCCCACAUUGA